CGAGAGAGAAGAGAACACAAGUAGCAAAGGCCACGUGUCAAAAGCUCACGAGCUCCUCUCCAAAUUCACAGAAAUCCCCGUUUCCCUUCCAAGUUGUAACACUGGAUAAGCCUCUCUUCCUCUCCCUUCAAUUCCAACCCAGAAACCAAUGCAAAACCUCAGAUUCUUACUAUGAUUUAACCCCAAAACUCCCCAAUUUCCAAAACCCAAACUUUCCCAAAAAUCUCCCUUCCUUUUUGUAUAUUCAUUUAUAGGCAAUAAUACAUAUACAGAUAGUUUCAAAAACCAAUGGCGGCAGUUAGUUCCCUGUCUUUCAUGGCAAUUGGUCAAACUUUCGGCAACAGAAAAGUCAAUGUCUUAUCGGCUUGUUUCCUGCCUUACAAUUUCGAAGGAUUCCGUUUCCGCACAAGCCUUUUAUAUCAGUCCAUUGGAGUUGGAGUUUCCACUACUGCUUCUGCUUCCAUUGUUCGCUGUAUGUCUAUUGCAACUGAUGUCCCAACUGUAUCUGAAACAAAGUCGAAUUUUUUAAAAGAAUAUAAACAGCCCAUCCCAAGUGUGUACAACACGGUUUUGCAGGAGCUGAUUGUGCAGCAACAUUUGAUGAGGUACAAGAGGACGUAUCGUUAUGAUGCCGUCUUCGCGCUUGGUUUUGUUACCGUAUAUGAUCAAUUGAUGGAAGGAUUUCCGAGUGAUGAGGACCGGGAUACCAUUUUCCAAGCUUAUAUCAAAGCAUUAAAAGAGGACCCUGAACAGUACAGAACAGAUGCACUGAAGUUAGAAGAGUGGGCCUGCUCUCAAACUUCCAGUUCACUAGUUGAGUUUCCAUCAAGAGAUGGAGAAGUUGAAGCAAUACUGAAAGACAUUGCAGAAAGAGCUGGGGGCAAGGGGAGCUUCAGCUAUAGCCGUUUCUUUGCUGUUGGGUUGUUUCGUCUUCUUGAGCUAGCCAAUGCUACUGAACCUACAGUGUUAGAAAAGCUCUGUGCAGCCUUAAAUAUCAACAAACGAAGUGUGGAUCGGAAUCUUGAUGUGUAUAGAAAUCUGCUUUCCAAGCUGGUUCAAGCAAAAGAGUUGCUUAAGGAGUAUGUUGAUAGGGAGAAGAAGAAAAGAGAAGAAAGAUCAGAAACGCAGAAGGCCAAUGAGGUUGUAAAAAAUUGUCUGGGCGAAUACCAAUACGUGAUCCAAUAAUUCGAUCUUUUGACUCCCAGUUUGCUUGUCAUCUUUUCUGAGACUUCAAUCCCCUUUUUGUUUUCUCUGAGGUAGAAACAGUGUCAUCCAUGGUUUAGGCACAAUUUAUCAGCUUGUUUGCUGUUUUCAGUUUGGUGGUUAAGAUACAUACUAUAUUUGUAUUUUUCCAAUAGUCUUACUCAUCCAAAUGUAUUUUUUGUUCAUUGUCCAUCAACUACUUAUGGCAUCAUAAAAUUUGUCUCUCAUUCAAUUAACAUUCAUUCACAAGUUUCAACUGUAGCAGUGUUAGUCUGGCAGUUGUUUAAAACAUACAUGGUAGUUUCAAUAUGAACUCAUGAAGAUUAA
Messenger RNA from Durio zibethinus, 1530 nucleotides. Its product is annotated as protein THYLAKOID FORMATION1, chloroplastic-like. The record is from RefSeq and is a predicted model, not a curated record. Gene Ontology annotation, biological process: thylakoid membrane organization; protein import into chloroplast thylakoid membrane; photosynthesis. NCBI's taxonomy places the organism in Eukaryota, Viridiplantae, Streptophyta, Magnoliopsida, Malvales, Malvaceae. Gene Ontology annotation, cellular component: chloroplast thylakoid.